AUGAAACUCGGUCUUCUCCUCUCCGCCGUAACCGCUGUAUCAGCCUGGUCAGUGACAUUCCACGACCACGAUCAAUGCGCCGGCGGUUCAACAUUUCACUACGGCGGUGGCUCCAACACCGGAAUCGAACAUCUCGCCCAGUGCUUCACCAUGACGAGCAUCAAUAGGAGAUACUCCAACUACGACGCAAAGAGCGUUAAUAUCGUGUUUGGAGGCUGCACGAUCGACAUCUUCACGGAUCGACUUACGCGGCCUGGACUUGCUGGAUGCGUGGCAUCUAUUAGCGAUCCUACUAACUGGCAACGUGUUGAUCAGGUCCAGGACGGAUGUAUUAUCGAGCUCUAA
Molecule: messenger RNA, 345 nt
Organism: Colletotrichum godetiae
Lineage: Eukaryota; Fungi; Ascomycota; Sordariomycetes; Glomerellales; Glomerellaceae
Exons: 2
Coding region: 1-345 (114 amino acids)
Source: RefSeq, a predicted model, not a curated record